AUGAAUAAUCAAGCGUCUAUGCCACCAUAUUUUCAAUGGAUUAUUGAUAAACGUUUAGCUAUAUGUGCUCAUCCAUUUCAUGCAUCACAUAUUCGAUAUUUACUUGAACAACGUAUUCAUACAGUUAUUUCUAUAAGUGAUACAUACAGUUCUGGAAUACCAAAUCAAUCUCGAGCUGAUUUACAUGUUCAUACAUUAAAUGUUCCUGAUGGUGGAGCACCAACUAUGCAACAAUGUCAACAAUUUGUUCAUCGAAUGGAAAUUGCUCGACAACGUGAAGAGGGUGUUGUUGUCGAAUGUAUUCGUGGUAAAGGAAGUGCUGGUGUAUUAAUUGGUUGUUAUCUUCUGGCACUUUGGAAAGUUCCACCAGAUUAUAUAGUUAAUCAUUUACGUCUUAUACGACCAAUUACAUUGGAAACAUCAUUACAAGAACAACAAUUAAUUGAUUAUCAUAGUAAAAUUGCACCAACACAACGUCAUUUCUAUGCUGAAGUUGAUCAACCACAUAGUUGGGAUAUUGAUACAAGUUAUUUAAAUACAACACCACUUGCUACACCUCAACAAUUAUCACUUGCUUAA
Messenger RNA from Rotaria sordida, 579 nucleotides. The record is from the annotation of a GenBank genome assembly. Lineage: Eukaryota; Metazoa; Rotifera; Eurotatoria; Philodinida; Philodinidae.